Messenger RNA from Fusarium redolens, 1848 nucleotides. RefSeq lists its product as uncharacterized. The transcript is spliced from 10 exons. Gene Ontology annotation, molecular function: catalytic activity. NCBI's taxonomy places the organism in Eukaryota, Fungi, Ascomycota, Sordariomycetes, Hypocreales, Nectriaceae. Gene Ontology annotation, biological process: nucleoside metabolic process. The coding region runs from base 1 to 1848 and encodes 615 amino acids. The record is from RefSeq and is a predicted model, not a curated record.
AUGGCCGUCUUGCCUAAAUCUGAGUAUGGCAUGACCUCUGCCGCCACUGUGGCAAGGGAUAUGUUGCGCAGCUUUCUAAAAAUUCAUUUCGGAUUGAUAGUCGGUAUCGGCGGCGGCGCCCCAAGCGCAAAGCACAAUAUACAACUUGGCGAUAUUAUUAUAAGUACCUGUGGCAGUAGGAAAGGCGGCGAGCAUGCUUUCGUGGCGACAGGGUCCUUGAACCAGCCGCCGCAAUUACUUCUGACAGCAUUAAGCAGGCUCGAAGCUAAAUACAAGCUGGAAGGGCAUCAGCUCAGCGCCCACGUUAAUAAGGUAUUAGAACAACGGCCUCGUUUACAACAGAAAUACUCUCGGCCACCCCCAGACAGCGACAGACUCUACCGGCCCGACGUUGUCCAUCCGGACUCGUCAGACGCAUGCGGCGACGUGUGCAGCGACGAUCCCUCUUGUUUGGUAUAUCGAAAAGAACGCAGGGAGCAAGAGGAUGACCCUGCCAUCCAUUAUGGGUUGAUCGCCAGCGCAAACCAACUGAUGAAGGAUGCACUUGCUCGGGAUAAGCUGGCGGCUAGUAUAGAUGUCUUUUGUUUCGAGAUAGAGGCGGCCGGCUUGAUGAACCACUUCCCGUAUUUGGUAAUCCGCAGGAUAUGCGACUACUCUAACUCGCAUAAGAACAAGGAGUGGCAGGGCUUUGCGGCAGUAAUGGCAGUGGCGUAUGUAAAGGAUCUACUGCGCCAGAUCCCUCUUAAUAAGGUUGAGGCUGAGAUGCCUAUUAGCGAAGUCCUUUAUUCCAUUAAAUUAACAGGAAAUGAAACUAAAUAUGCGGUAAUAAGCAUGGCAUCUAACCACCAUUGUUCAACUAAUGCCAACUUAGCAAGAAAACGCCGUCAUCCCGGCACUAGGGCCUGGCUUCUAAACAGUCCCGCCUUCCAGGAAUGGAAACUUGGGUCACGUCAACACCUGUGGCUCUACGGUCUGGCAGGGUGUGGCAAGACUAUUUUAAGUAUAACGAUUCUUAAUCACCUUCUGCAAAUAGACACCUACACCACACUUGCAUUCUUCUUCGACUUUAAUAAUACCAAAAAACAGAAACUAGAGGAUCUCCUACACUCCCUAGCAGUUCAGCUUUAUCAUACCGGGAACAAAGCCGCAAGAAGACUUAAUAAUAUAAAUGCCUUAUCAGCCUGCAUUAACACAAUAAUACAAACUGCUAGAAAGGUUUUCAUUAUCAUUAACGCCCUAGAUAAGAAGGCUCAGCUCAUUAUCACUGGCCGGCCUGAAGUAGAGUUCCAAAGCGAGAUCCCUCGGCCAUUCGGCAAGCGAAACUAUCUUCUAGAUAAAAUCCAGGAUAAAAUCGGAAAUAGAGCCGAUAGGAUACAAAGCAGCGCGAUUUAUCUCCUGCACUUUCUAGUCUAUACUAAGAGGCCUCUAAUACUAGAAGAGGCUAUUAAAGUAAUAGCUACUAAAAUAGAUCGAGAGCCUCAGGGCUUCGAUAUUAAUGGCAGACUAUCUCUAAAAGCCGACAUCUUACGAUACUGCCCUAGCUUAGUAAUUAUUGCUAAAGUCAUAAAGUAUGCUAAGACUAUAGAAGAACUUUAUCUUGCUUAUUUCUCUGUUAAAGAGUACCUUCUUAACAUUGCUAUCGCUAAAACCUGCUUGACUUAUCUUACUGAUAUUAAGGGCAGCCAUAGCAUGAUUAGAUAUAAUUUUCUAAUAGCACGAUUAUAUUAUGCUUAUCUUGGCAGACUUAUAGCGGCUGCAAGAAAUCUAAUUGCAGAGGGAGCCGAUGUCAACAUGCAGGGCAGCGAGUAUGGCAAUGCUCUGCAGGCUGCCUUAUUUCGCGGUAACUGA